This is a messenger RNA of Amphibalanus amphitrite, 1737 nucleotides long. Its product is annotated as wiskott-Aldrich syndrome protein family member 2-like. The transcript is spliced from 4 exons. The record is from RefSeq and is a predicted model, not a curated record. NCBI's taxonomy places the organism in Eukaryota, Metazoa, Arthropoda, Thecostraca, Balanomorpha, Balanidae. Bases 418 to 1317 code for a protein of 299 amino acids.
GGGGCUGUUUUGAUGAGCGGGCGAGCGCGGCGGGCCGGUGCGCGGGAGGCAGCGCCGCCAUACCUCAUACCCUGGCUGCGUGUUAUUGAACUGAGCCGCAGCGGCGGCGCCAGGAGCGGCGUCAGGCGCGGCCGAGACUCGCCGUCAGACGCGUCCGAGAAGCACCGCUGACCGGAGCGCUGCAGCCGCGCGGCGCUGCUCAUUCCGCGGUGAGAAGACGCGUCACUGGGAGGGGGCCGGCCGCGGAACGGCAGCUGGGGCCGCGCCGAGGGUCGUGGAGGAGCUGUGCUCAGUGUCGGACAGACGCCACGUCACUGGACGGCGGCUGUGCGGACCAGAGUGAGUGAAUAUCGUGUCUUCAAACGGUACCUGCACGACACGUCAGUCACUGCCUGCUGAACCGACAGCCGCGGCUGGAUGUCCAACUAUCGGGGCGGGGGCCGGCGGGCCGGCUCCCAGGCGGCUACCUCCGAGGAUGCGCGCACACCCAUCGCCUGGCAGCACCGGGACAUGAACUACCACCAGCACCAGAGCUACAGCGACCGGCACCGGUCCGAGUCUGCGAGCCGCCGCGGCCCGGGCUCUGUCUCUGACCAGACGUCACACACGGAGCGGCCACCGCGCCAGGCGGCGCCGGUGGCCUACCGGGGCCGGCCGCCGCCCCAGGAGACGGACGCCUCCACCUCGGCCUCCUCCGAGUGCUCCAGCGACACAAAGGUCACCAUUCACGACCGACACCGGGGCCCGGCCGUGCAGCUGGUGCCGCUGGCCGGCGGUGGUGGCCCGCCCACCAUCCGUUCGGCGCAGUCUGUGCCGCUACUGCUGGGGCCGCCGGGCGCUGGCAUCACCUGGGACGGGGAGCCCUGUCCGGUGCACCACCACGGCCCGCCGCCGCCGCCGAUGGCCGUCGGUCCCAUGUCGCUGCCGCCGCCGCCGCGCGCCGCCAGCCUGUACGAGCUGCGCGUGGGCACGCCGCACUCGGCGUACGCUCCCGACGCGCCGCUCACCACUAUGACGGUCGACCGGAAGGGCCGGCCGGCGCCGCCCGGCUCGGCGCUCGGCAGACCCAUGAUGCCUCCCGGCCUCAUGCCUCCCAUGAUGAGACCGCGGCCGAUCGUGCGAGCAGAGAACGGCGCGGCGCGCGAGCUGCCCGUCCGCGACACGCGCAAGGCGUCCCUGGUGCCGCCGUCCGAGCCGCCGCCGCAGCGAAAAGAACCGGUGAAGUGUGGUGGAUUCAAGAAGGUGAUGCUCAUUUCCCUUUCCGUAAUCGUCCUGGGCGUGAUUCUAGCGGUAGCGCUCAUAUUUAUCACCAAGUGAGUGGACUGGGAGGGCGGUGGUCCGCGGCGAACCGUAAAGAGCGCCCCGAGCAGUUGUUUCCUGAGCCAGGUCGCUGCCGACGACGGCCCGAGGGUGAGAUGUCCAAAGAAAUAUAAACUAUGGGACCAGUGGUCGGGUCAGUCGGUUGCCGGAAUGCAGAUGUUGCGGUGAGCCGUGGUGUCAGCGGGAUCUGUGUUGUGCGUGUGUUUUCCGGGGAUUAGCCGUGUCGCGAUAUCCGGCGGUACGGUCAGACCAGCUGCAGUGCCCGAGCCUCCGGCAGGCAGCUAGACGCCCCACCACGUGUGUGCAUCGCUCGCGACUUCGUUUGUUGACAGUGAAAUUGUCAUCCGUCGAUGAACACGCAGCCGUUCAAUGUAAAAAUCAACUGAUGUGACUCAAAUACACAGGAAAUGGCAUUCA